AUGAAAGAACAUGUUCAAGAAAUAAUGAAAAAUAUUACAAUGGAUCAAAAAAUAACCAAAUGCAAAUUGGAAGAUAUAACAACAAUAAUAGGAAUAAUAGAAACAACAGAACAUAAUUAUCAACCUGAAGAAAAAGAAAAGGGUUAUAAAAAACCUAAAAGAACUGAAAGAAGGAAACCAAGAAAUGAUAAAAAAGAUUUUAAAAGAAAAGAAAAUCCAAAAUGA
This is a messenger RNA of Cetraspora pellucida, 225 nucleotides long. The record is from the annotation of a GenBank genome assembly. NCBI's taxonomy places the organism in Eukaryota, Fungi, Glomeromycota, Glomeromycetes, Diversisporales, Gigasporaceae.